Molecule: messenger RNA, 2457 nt
Organism: Brettanomyces bruxellensis
Lineage: Eukaryota; Fungi; Ascomycota; Pichiomycetes; Pichiales; Pichiaceae
Exons: 1
Coding region: 1-2457 (818 amino acids)
Source: RefSeq, a predicted model, not a curated record
AUGACCGAAACAGAGGUGCAGACGCUUCCAGAUGCACACGGAGAUCUGAUGGAUGAUCUAGGCGUGUCAAACAGCGACAUUGACUGGAUACACAGGUGCCGAGAGCUGAAAAAACUCCGGAAAAAGGCGAAAAAAGUCAAUUCGGCUUCAGAGGCGGCUCUGGAGGACACAAUUAGACGCACCAGGUCCCACACAACCUCAGUGGUAGCGGACAGGCGGCCGUCCGGCACAUUUUCGGCCUCCUCGGGCUCAUCCGGUGGCUUAAUACCUCCCCCAGAAGCUAAUUUAGCAAAAAAAAGCCGACCCAGAAGACCCUCGUUGCGCAAAACAGACAAAAAAACACCAAAGACACACGUUCGCAGCUCCAGCGUGUCGUCUGAUUCCUCACGCAGCAGCAGAAAAUCAACCAGAUCGUUUCUAAGCUCACUUUCGUCGAGGUUGAGGCGCAGGUCACGUGACUCGGCCGAAUCGCUGGAAGCCGAGGCGAUGUCGGCCAAUGAGGGCUCGAUUGAGUCGAAGGCGAUCUCUUGUGAGGAGGAUAUGGAUAUGGCAGACAAGACACUGAGGCUUGUGCCUUUUAAAAGAGUGACAUUUGCAAUUCAGGAGCUUCCGGAUGAGCCACAACAGCAAAUUCCGUCGCGGCACCCGAAGAAGGGGCGCGUCCUUACACCAGAAGAUAUUGCGGGAGUGCCGUUGCGGAUAUCGGAGGGGAUUUCGAUGGGCGCAGGGGGUGCGGGUACGGGUGCGGGCGCAGGAGAUACCGCCAGCACCAGCGCUACGAAGGGUGCGCCUGCAGGCGCCAGCGCACAGCAGCAGUUGAAAGUGGCGCGCGAGCGCCGGCGCAUCGCAGAGAUGGAGGCCAAGAAGCACGCAGCGCAGGCGCACCAGACGGCGCUACGGCUCGCCAAGGAAGUUGCAAAGUACAGGAAGCAGCGCAUGGACGGGAAAAAGGGAAUCCUAAUGCGCAGAGACGCAUCCUCAUCAGUGGCAGAAAACGGCGCGGCGCUUGCGCUGCCUGCGGCCCGCGCAGACGGCUUCCGGCGCGCAGACGAACCUGAAAGUCCUUUCGACUCGGACACUUUGGGUAUCGACACACCCUUACACCACCACGUGGACUACUUCACGGUUGUAGAAGACGGUGCGGAGGAGAAAGCCGCCGGAAAACUAAGAGAUCCCGACGGCACAGCGCCGUCUUUGGAAAACCUCUAUGCGCGCUGCUGCCACUUGCGCGAAAUACUGCCUAUUCCGGUAACUUUAAGGCAGUUGAAGGGCAAAACAAAGCCGCUUAAAGUGUUGAAGAUGCUCAAUCCUCGGCCAACGCCGAUCGACCUUCUUUCGUUUUCGGACUUUUUGGCAAUUGCGCCAGUGCAGAAUGUAGUUUUUGACAAUGUGAUUCUAACGACAAAGAUGUUGGAGUCUGUACUUGUGAGCCUUGCGCGCGCGCAGGCGCUUGAAAAGCUCUCCUUGCGCAAUGUUGCGAUUGAUGCGGCCGGCUGGAAGUAUCUCUGCAAGUUUUUGACUGUGAAUGGUGCGCUGCGCAAGCUUGAUAUCUCGCAGCACCGGAUUCCGUCGCGCUUGCUGGAGGCGGGUGCGGGUGCGAGCGCAGGUGCGGGUUCGAGUGCCAGCGCUGGCGCUGCGAAUACAGAGAGCGCAGAGGUGCUGCGCAGGUACAGCCGCUCGUCUAUGGACUGGAGCUUGUUUACCGAGUGCUUGCGCAGGCGCGGCGGCAUUGAGGAGCUAGUGAUAAAUGGCUGCAAGCUGACGGAUCCGCAGUUUGAGGAGCUCCUGCGCUCAGCGGUCAGUCUCCGCACUCAGCGCCUAGGCGUUGCAGAUAUGGAGCUGAAUAUGCGCAAGAUGACGUGUCUAAUGGAGUGGGUUUCAUCUGAUUUUUCCACCUGCGCAGGCAUCGAUAUAGCUUCAAAUGAUUUGUCUAAUGGCCCUGCGCAGGUCCUGGCUGUGGAAUUGAAGGAAAGAGCGCAGCGCCUGGGCAAAUUGAGGAUGUUGGCAUCUAGCAACAUCCACAUUAGCGCAGGGGAGGCGGAGAAAUACUUGUGUGCGCUAAGCGGGUUGAAAAAACUACAGUUUGUGGACUUGGGGCGCAACCCGCAGAUGUUCCCCGAUAUCGUGCCGGCGCUAGCGCAGUUCUUGCCAAAGCUCAAAUCGCUCAACAGACUACAUUUGGAGUUCAAUAAUCUGACAGAGGACCUGAUCAUCGAGCUGGCGCCCGUGUUUGCGCAGUGCGCCAGGCUUGCGCACGUCUCCCUCCUUGGGAAUGACAGCGGAAUGACCGAAAAGGCCGUGGGCGCGCUCUACAGCGCUGUGCGCAAGUCGCGCAUCCACACGCUGGAGAUUGACUACAGUCUCGUCAGCGACGAAAUGUGCGCUAAGCUCUCCACCGCCUUGAAGGCGAACAUGGAUGCGCUGAUCGGUGCUCGCUCGGCGAAAGCGCAGAAUUAA